GCACAGAUUCUUCGAAACAGAUGUACGAGGAUGGAGAUAUUGUCUUCUGCAAGAACAAUGUAUGUGUCCACCCUCCAUCACGUUACCGAUGCGAUGGGGAGAGAGUCCACCAUCCUGGCUACCUAGUAAUCAAAUGCCGGGCUGACAGCACUCUGGGCACAACACUCCACCUCAACUGGAUCCCUAAUGACCGCCUGCGCCGAAACCAUGAGCUGAUUUCACAGAUGAAGUAUGUGGGCCUGGAGGGCAGCAGCUCCAGCAACUCGCCCUGCCCAACCUCAGACUCGGAAUCUCUCUCCGUCUCGUCCUUGGUGCUGCACGACGGGAACAGCACGGUGAGAAAGGUUUUCAGCCUGGAGGGCAGCAGCUCCAGCAACUCGCCCUGCCCAACCUCAGACUCGGAAUCUCUCUCCGUCUCGUCCUUGGUGCUGCACGACGGGAACAGCACGGUGAGAAAGACCUCGUUGGAUGAUGCAGCCAUGUCCACAUCUGGCAUUUCGUCAAUGGACACAGCAAGUGAGGUCACGCAGCCCAAGGACGAGAAUAGCCCUAACAGUGAAGGAAGCAGCAGUGUAGAGCAGCCUAAAGAAAAAGAUGAGGGAGAUGGAGAAGAAACAAUAGAAAGUGGAGACCCAAGGGACGAGAUAACCAAAGAUUCCCAGGAGAGCGAGCAGAGCGACCUCCUGGCCAGCAACGAAGAAGGGGCGGAAGACCGGGACGACGAAGACAGCAGAGAAGACUCGGGCAGCUCGGGGGACGCGGAAGAGGUCGACAAGGAAGGGACACUGCGGGGACGUCAACUGCAAAGUGAAGGUGAAGAUAGUCUAGACUCCUCUCCUGAACCCCAGUUGUCUCCUACUCCUCAUUACUUCACAUCGUCUAGUGAAGAAAAUAUAUAUCAUUCCUUGAUUUUAUAUUUAAGAGAAUUAUUUGCCUUGCAGACCUCGUUGGAUGAUGCAGCCAUGUCCACAUCUGGCAUUUCGUCAAUGGACACAGCAAGUGAGGUCACGCAGCCCAAGGACGAGAAUAGCCCUAACAGUGAAGGAAGCAGCAGUGUAGAGCAGCCUAAAGAAAAAGAUGAGGGAGAUGGAGAAGAAACAAUAGAAAGUGGAGACCCAAGUAGUGAGGAGAGAGACGUGGGAAGAAAUGAAGAAGGGGAAGGAGAGAGAAAUGACGAGUGGGCCACGGGAGAGAACGAAGAGAAAAGGGGCGAGGACACGGGAGAAGAGAAGGGGGCGAAGAGCAUCUCGGACGAAGAGGAGAACACCGAGACGGGGGACGAGAUAACCAAAGACUCCCAGGAGAGCGAGCAGAGCGACCUCCUGGCCAGCAACGAAGAAGGGGCGGAAGACCGGGACGACGAAGACAGCAGAGAAGACUCGGGCAGCUCGGGGGACGCGGAAGAGGUCGACAAGGAAGGGACACUGCGGGCGAGGGACAUGCACAAGCUCAGAUACAUAUCGUCGGACAGCAGCUCGGACGGAGAGAAGCCCGCAGAGACUCUGACCAUCGCCAACGGGAAGGGAAAUCCAUUGCAGGGACGUCAACUGCAAAGUGAAGGUGAAGAUAGUCUAGACUCCUCUCCUGAACCCCAGUUGUCUCCUACUCCUCAUUACUUCACAUCGUCUAGUGGAGAUCAGUAUUGGUACGAAAGGAGCGCAGAGUCGAUGGCCUACUCAGCCAACCUCGCCUUCCCCGAUUCGUCUCUCUCCUCCUUCUGCCCGACACCUGUAGACGGAGGGUCCUCGCCCAUCAGGAGGGAACACAAGUGUGGCAUAUUCAGCAUUGACGUCAGUCAGUGUAGGUCACUGCGUCUGUUCUUCAGCGACCGAGAGCACACAUGUGGCCAAUUGGUCAUUGCCAGCCAAGAGAGUCAGUACAAAAUAUUCCACUUUCACCACGGAGGGCUGGACAAGUUGGCUUCAGUGUUCGAAGACUGGAACUUCCUCGUAAAGCCACAAGACGAAGAGGGCAAGGCAAUGGACUCAGCACUGAAGCAAUUCAUGGUCUGCAGGCCACAAGUGAGUGAGUCGGAAUGCCACCCAGAAGAAGGACAGCACCCACGUCUAGAUGCAGAAUUGUGGAUCACGUACUUCAGUGAGGAUGGAAUGAUUGAGGAUGACCUCACUCUCCGUCGCGCUAUAUUCUUCGGGGGUGUCGAGCCCCAGCUGAGAGCAAAUGUGUGGCCAUUCCUGCUGCAUUACUACGACUACCGAACGACCUUUGUACAGCGCCAGGCAAUCAUGGAGGAGAAGCACCAGAUUUACGAUAAGAUAAACUUAGUGAGAGAAAACAUGAGUGGUGAAGAACGUGAUUGGUUUAUGAGGAAUGUGCAGUGUACGGUGGAAAAGGAUGUGGUACGCACAGAUCGCUCCAACCCAUGUUUUGCCGGCAACGACAAUCCGAACUUGGAAAAGAUGAAGAGAAUCCUCCUGAACUUUGCAGUGCACAAUCCAGUUAUGGGAUACACACAGGGAAUGUCAGAUAUACUGGCCCCCAUCCUUGCUGAAGUUCGCAACGAGGCUGACGUUUUCUGGUGCUUCACGGGACUCAUGAGCAAAACCAUUUUUGUGACAUCACCAAAGGAUGAAGAUAUGGAAAAGAAUUUGAGUUACCUCCGUGAGCUGUUGCGAAUAAUGGUCCCGCGUUUCUAUAACCACAUGGCUAGUCAGCAGGAUGGCAUGGACCUGCUCUUCUGUCACAGAUGGAUACUCUUGUGCUUCAAGCGUGAGUUCCCCGAAGAUGAGGCCUUGGCAAUGUGGGAAGCUUGCUGGAGUAACUACCAGACGGACUAUUUCCACCUCUUCCUUGUCGUGGCCAUUGUCAGUAUGUACGGCAAUGACGUUGUAGACCAGAAUCUUCGGCCAGACGAGACUCUGCUCUACUUCACUUCCCUGGCCAAUCACAUGGAUGGCCGCAUGGCUCUACAAAAGGCUCGAGGUUUGCUCCACCAGUACAGAAGCAUGAGCCAUCUCCCUUGCACACUGGUUGGCCUUUGUGAGCUGUGUGGGCCGGGCAUGUGGGACUCUGGGCACGUGCCGGUCGUUACUUGCGUGGGACACCCAGACGACAAGCCAUGCCCCCUCAACCAGCCAUCCUCUAACACUGAUGGAAACGCCUCCUCUACGACAGCAUCCUGACACACCACCAGGAAGGUGCUCCAUCAGUUUGUCAUCUGUAAAUGAGAUGGAAGCUCAAAGGACGGGACGAAAGGAAGGAAGAUGAGCCUGAACAGGGAAUCGCCCGCUGGAGAACGGGGGGGGG
This is a messenger RNA of Penaeus indicus, 3264 nucleotides long. Its product is annotated as TBC1 domain family member 16-like. Gene Ontology annotation, molecular function: GTPase activator activity. The record is from RefSeq and is a predicted model, not a curated record. The coding region runs from base 21 to 3140 and encodes 1039 amino acids. Lineage: Eukaryota; Metazoa; Arthropoda; Malacostraca; Decapoda; Penaeidae. Gene Ontology annotation, cellular component: early endosome. Gene Ontology annotation, biological process: activation of GTPase activity. The transcript has 18 exons.